AUGACAAUUGAAUCUACCAAGACGCAGAAUGCUGAUGAGUCACCGGAAAUUCGAAGCGCCUCGGCACGGCUCUCUUGCCUUCCUUCCCAGGAAGCGCAGUGCCAGACACCGGGGAAAGGUCAAGAGGUUAGUCAAUUUGUUGAAAUUCUGGGUACGGAAGUUGUCAGCGAGGAAUGGAACACUGAGAAAAAUUUUGCCCAACCAAAAAACAGCUUCCCCAAGGAUGACCCCAAGAAGCCAGUCCACCUUACCGCCGCCAUGGGCUACAAGGCCGGAAUGACCACCACCGUCCGUGAUCUCGAUCGUCCCGGUGCCAAGAUGCACAAGAAGGAGAUUGUCGAAGCUGUCACCAUUGUUGAGACUCCUCCGAUGAUUGCUGUUGGUGUUGUUGGAUACAUUGAGACUCCCCGUGGCCUCCGAUCCCUCACAACUGUCUGGGCCGAGCACUUGAGCGACGAGGUCAAGAGACGGUUCUACAAGAACUGGUACAAGAGCAAGAAGAAGGCGUUCACCAAAUACGCCAAGAACCACUCCGAGAACAGCGGUGCCUCCAUCUCCCGCGAACUCGAGCGAAUCAAGAAAUACUGCACCGUCGUCCGUGUCCUCGCCCACACCCAGAUCCGCAAGACUCCGCUCAAGCAGAAGAAGGCCCACCUCAUGGAGGUCCAGGUUAACGGCGGUAGCGUUGCUGACAAGGUUGAUUUCGCCCACGGCUUGUUCGAGAAGCCCAUCGAGAUUGACAGCGUGUUCGAGAAGGAUGAGAUGAUUGAUGUCAUUGCCGUUACCAAGGGUCACGGAUUCAACGGUGUCACUAGCAGAUGGGGAACCAAAAAGCUUCCUCGCAAGACGCACAAGGGUCUGCGAAAGGUCGCUUGUAUUGGUGCCUGGCAUCCGUCCCACGUCCAAUGGACUGUUGCUCGUGCUGGUCAAGACGGUUAUCACCACAGAACCUCCUGCAACCACAAGAUCUACCGCAUCGGCAAGGGCUCUGAUGAAGGUAACGCCUCGACUGAAUUCGACGUCUCGAAGAAGCAGAUCACACCAAUGGGCGGCUUUGUCCGAUACGGCGAGGUCAAGAACGACUACGUAAUGAUCAAGGGCUCCGUCCCCGGUGUCAAGAAGCGGGUUCUCACUCUCAGAAAGACGCUGUACCCACAAGUCAGCCGCAAGGCGUUGGAGAAGGUCGAGCUGAAAUGGAUCGACACCUCGUCCAAGUUCGGACACGGAGUAUUCCAGACCCCAGCAGAGAAGCGGGCCUUCAUGGGCACCCUCAAGAAGGAUCUCGUUACUGCUGCAUGA
Blastomyces gilchristii SLH14081 is the source of this 1299-nucleotide messenger RNA. Its product is annotated as 60S ribosomal protein L3. The transcript has 5 exons. Gene Ontology annotation, molecular function: RNA binding; structural constituent of ribosome. The record is from RefSeq and is a predicted model, not a curated record. Gene Ontology annotation, cellular component: ribosome; cytosolic large ribosomal subunit. NCBI's taxonomy places the organism in Eukaryota, Fungi, Ascomycota, Eurotiomycetes, Onygenales, Ajellomycetaceae. Bases 1 to 1299 code for a protein of 432 amino acids. Gene Ontology annotation, biological process: translation; ribosomal large subunit assembly.